AUGCUGCGGCGCCUCGUCGGCGGAGCGGCCACCGUGCGUUCGCGGACGCCGGCGGCGUUCCGUCGGCUGCUUCACAACGGUGGAGGAGGUGGUGGAUGUAGCUCGGGGGAGCCGGAGAGCGUGGCGUACCGCAUGUCGAUGCUGCGGCGCCCCUCUUCCGUCAGGAAGAAGGGGCUCACCUGGAACUCGUGCAGCCUCAUCGGUCGCCUCGACGCACCGAUUUAUGUCAGUGAACUGAAUUAUGUUCUUGAUCAAAAUAAACCUCAGAAUGAUGCAGACUCAACAAGUCCACCAUCAAUGCCAUCUGUCACCCCUCAAAUGCAAAAAGAGAAUGAGUGUAUAGGCCGGUUUCGCUUGUGGCAGGUCUUCUUUGCCAACCCUUAUGAAUGGUGGGACAACCGACAAUCCAAACCAUGGCCCACCUACCCUGAUUUCAAGCACAAGGACACUCGUGAGAAAAUAUGGCUUCGUCCAGACGACCCUCCCUGGGUACGAAAGCAGCUUGAAUUACAUGACCUGGAAGUAGCAGAGAAUGGUCACAGGGGUAACAGUCGACUGUUAAAAAGUCAAAAUUGGAAAGCCCAAGAUUUUGACUACUCUGAUGAUGUACAGCAUUGUGCGGAAGCAUGA
Messenger RNA from Miscanthus lutarioriparius, 630 nucleotides. NCBI's taxonomy places the organism in Eukaryota, Viridiplantae, Streptophyta, Magnoliopsida, Poales, Poaceae. The record is from the annotation of a GenBank genome assembly.